CCAAUUUGAGCCAAGUUCCCAUCCGCGGCCCUCCCCGCGCCCCCUUUCCUACCGUUUCCCCACGCGCCCUGCUCCCCAAACCCAAAAGUCGCUUUUCGGGUGUCUCGCUAGGGUUCUUUUUUUUUUUCCUCUCGCGAUUUUCUGGCCAUGCCGUACCAGCUUGUCCCCUCCUGACUCCAUUCACUCCCCUGCUGGGCUGCUGCGCUGCGGCGGCCUGCGGUAGCCAGUUUCUGCGAGGGUUCCAUCCGAGUCCGACCCGAUGGAGGAAGACGAGCAGGCGCAGCCCGAGGGGGAGGACAAGGAGAAGGUGCCUGAGCCGGAGCCGGAGCCGGAGCCGCUUCGGUGCGGGAGGCACCCGUCCCAGCUCCUCACGGGCAUCUGCUCCUCCUGCCUCAUGGAGCGCCUCUCCUCGGUGCGGGACCAGCCCGAGUCCGAGAUCGUCGAGGUCGGCGCCGCGGAGACCGCCGAGGGCUCCGCCGCCGCCGCCGCCGCGGACCGGGGCAGGCAGCGCAGGACGCUCAUGCUGCUCUUCCAGCUCGACGACUCCACCGGCGGCGCGCGUCCGUCGGAAGGGCCGCAGUCGUCGGCGGAGUUCCAAUCGGGUUUCGGAGAAGGAGCUCGAGGGGGCAAGCGGAAGGGGCCCGGGUCGUGGCUCCGGUCGAUGCUGCCGAGGGGAGCGUUGCGGUGGAGGAGGAAUGGGGCGGCGGCCUCUGCCAAGGAGCCGCCCUCGCUGCCGCCGCGCGGGGUGGCGGUGGUGGAUCCGAGCGCCAGCGACGGCGGCGCGCAGGUGGAGCGGAAGCCGAGCUUCCGCCGCUCGUGCGAGUGGAUGGUGUCCCGGGACACCAGCAGAGGCUCCCUGGAGCCGCCCCGCCACUCGUGGGACGGGUCGAUGGUGGGAAGGGCGUUCGCGUGCUCCUUCGCCUGCUUGGAGGAGCAGAAGCCCCCGGAGGAUGGGGCGACGAGGAGCAAUGCGGAGGAAGCGGUCGGGGAGGCCCGCGCCGUGGCUGCUGAGAGCAGGAAUGGCGGGCACUCGGACUCGGUUGACGCAGGGGAUGAUGGGCGGCGUCUCAGUCUCAGGGGAAGGAGCUCUUGUGACCCUGGGAUGGAGAUGGCUGUCUCUGGUGUUGGGCGACGGAGGUCCAACAGGUGGAGCAGGGUGUGGGAUCGGAGCAUCACGAGUCCUCUCAAGGAGUUUGUGAGGAAAGGGGAGCAUGUUCUCGAGCGAUCCCUCUCGGAAUCCAGGAGGGAAGUCCGGAGAGGUAAAAAUGCGGAGGCAGCAGACAUCAGUGGCGAAAUUCAUCAACCAGGACGCAAUGGACAUGUUCCGGGCAGAGCAAGCCAAGGCGCGAUCCGAAGCUCCCAGGCAGCAAGUAAUGGGGAUGCGCAGAAUUUCCGGACCGAUUGGCUCAAGAAUAGCAAGAUUGGUAGAAGCAGGAGUGUCCAUUACACAUCUCCUGGGAACCUGGACAAUGGGAUGCUUCGGUUUUAUCUGACACCAAUGAGAAGCUCCAGAAUUGCAAACAGGGGGAGGAGGAGAAGUUCACGCUUGUUUGCGAGAGGACUUUUCAGUUUCAUAUGAGUGGCUGAAGUAGAGUGUUAGCCCAUGCCAUGUGUUUUUUAAGAUGGCAGCAGCAGAAGCAACUUUUCUUUGCAAUCUACUUGGUUUCUAAGGAUUGGCAGCAUCGUAAGUUUUUCCGCCAUAUUCUUUCUUGUAGGAGACUGUUUAGUCCCAACUUAGACUCAAAGAAGCUUCACUGUUAGUUGCAGAUUUGCUGCUCAGUUCUUUUAAAAUGUUUCUUAUAGAUGGAAUCUGGACAAACCUGUGCAGAUUAGUAUCACAAUGUAAUUAUUUUUGUUGAUAAUAAUAUUUGUAUUAUUUGUUCCGAAA
Messenger RNA from Sorghum bicolor (sorghum), 1888 nucleotides. RefSeq lists its product as uncharacterized. Lineage: Eukaryota; Viridiplantae; Streptophyta; Magnoliopsida; Poales; Poaceae. The transcript has a single exon. The record is from RefSeq and is a predicted model, not a curated record. Bases 260 to 1579 code for a protein of 439 amino acids.